AUGGCGGCGCGUGCUUCUUUUCAACUACCACCACCACCACCACCACCACCACCACCACCAAACCCGCCACAGCGCGCCAGCAAGUCACCACAGCUUUCUAACGGCAUAACAAGAGUUAACGGAAGACGACAAAUGGAUGAGCAAGGAGUACAAUUCGGCCUCGCGAUCGAUCGCGACGGCCUCAGGCUCAACGUCGCCGUCGAUGGCCGCAACGGGCACGCAAAAAUCGGCGUCAACGUCGAUACCGACAACAAGGUCGAGAUCGUUGUCAGCGUAGAAGAGCCCGCGACCGGGCGAGUCGACACCGAACCCGUCGUUUCGACCCACGGCGAAAUUCGAGAGCGGGAGGAACAGGUUGUCGCAGUCGAAAAUCGUAUCGAGGACUCGGGGACCGUCGAAGACAGCGACGUUGAGAUGCGCGAUGGGGAGGGGGAUGAUCAGGACGUUGAGAUGAUGGAAUAA
Messenger RNA from Psilocybe cubensis, 462 nucleotides. RefSeq lists its product as uncharacterized. NCBI's taxonomy places the organism in Eukaryota, Fungi, Basidiomycota, Agaricomycetes, Agaricales, Agrocybaceae. The transcript has 2 exons. The record is from RefSeq and is a predicted model, not a curated record. The coding region runs from base 1 to 462 and encodes 153 amino acids.